This is a messenger RNA of Aspergillus campestris IBT 28561, 870 nucleotides long. RefSeq lists its product as uncharacterized. The transcript has 3 exons. The coding region runs from base 1 to 720 and encodes 239 amino acids. The record is from RefSeq and is a predicted model, not a curated record. Lineage: Eukaryota; Fungi; Ascomycota; Eurotiomycetes; Eurotiales; Aspergillaceae.
AUGGCAAUGGUGUUGCUCACAUUCGUUGCUAUUCCUACAUCUCAAUCCCAUGAAUUCUAUGGUGUGCCAACCCAAGGCAACCUCCUUUUCCCAGAUCAUAAUCCCCCAUACAUCGGGUCGAAGUCCGUAAUCAUCAACAACCAUUCAACUCGCCCGACAGACGCCAAACCAAGACAGACCAAGACCAUGGCUCCAGACCUUUCUCUGCCCCCCACCUGCCCCGCGCUCUGCCGUUACGGCCAGUACAGCUGGGAUGAAGCCUCCUUCGCUCUAUACACCCUCGUUGAUCUUCCAGCAGAAGACCUGGACAGUCUUCUCACGACCCUCAACAAAGAAUGGCUCGAAAACGAUAACCCGAAACCCAUCGUGCGCGCCCCGAAAGUGCACAAUAUCGCCGGGAGGUCGCUCAAGGACGUUGUCCAGGCCCACGUCGACCUGGACAAGGAAAUCACUCCCGUCUCCGGUGGCGAGGCAGAAGGCAAUGCUGGCUGGUAUCCGCCGGCGUUUAUCGUCGUGACCACGCGGGACUGGGCGGACAAGGGUCUGCUGUUUGUGUUCAUGGAUGAUACCGAUGAUGAUGAGGGGAAUAAGGAGGAUCCGGAGGUCCGGCAGAUGGAUAAGUUCUUCUUCGGCUUGGACGAUGCUCCGUUGUUGUUGUCGAGUUUCAUCUUUCAGGACUUGGCUUUUGUGGAUGCGAAGGAGCAGUAUGGGCUUGAGUAAGGCUUUGUUUGAUCUAUCUUACAGUGGAGUAUAUGGGGGAAUCAUGGGGGCGAGGGACAGAUGACUAGCUAAUAUGAGCUUGAAGGUUAUGAGCAAUUAGUGGACAGAGCGUUGGAAAAUAUUUAACACUCAAAAAGAAUUAUAUCUCUG